GUAAGGAUAUCAUUAUCCUAUUAAGAUAUCAUAAACAAUGGCCAGACGUACUACUGCUUUCUUCACUGCUCUUAUCUUUCUGGUUUCGGUACUGAAACCCAGCCUGGUGGUCAAGGCCAUUACUGCUAAAAAUCCCGAUUGCGAACCAAUCGUCGCCAGUGAUACUGACCGGAUUCAGUUUGCUCUCAAUCUUGAGUUCCUCGAAGCAGAGUUUUUCUUGCGUGGUGCAAUUGGUAUUGGACUUGACGGCAUCGCUCCAUCUCUGGCUAACGGUGGUCCUCCUCCGAUCGGUGCUAGGAAGGCCAAUCUCGACCCUCUAGUCGCUAGAAUAAUCGAGGAGUUCGGUUAUCAAGAAGUUGGUCAUCUCAGGGCUAUAAUUACUAGAACAGGAGGGAUUCCAAGGCCGCAGCUGGAUCUCGGCGUUCAGAAUUUUGCAAAAGUAUUUGAUGAUGCAGUCGGUUUCAAAUUGAUCCCUGCAUUUGACCCUUACGCUGACACAAACCGCUAUCUCUUAGCAUCAUAUGUGAUCCCCUAUGUAGGAUUAGUGGGUUAUGUUGGCACCAUUCCAAAUCUUAACAGAGGAACUUCUCGAAGUUUGGUUGCUUCGCUUCUGGGCGUGGAGGCAGGACAGGAUGCGGUCAUAAGAACACUACUGUACGAGAGAGCCAACCAAACUGUGCGGCCAUACAACCUUACGGUGGCCGAAUUCACAAACCGUAUCUCAGAGCUUAGGAACAAGCUGGCCGCGUGUGGCAUCAAAGACGAAGGCAUCCUGGUUCCUCUAUCUCUUGGAGCAGAGAAUCGUACGAACAGUAACAUCCUGUCUGCUGAUCCUAAUUCUCUUUCGUAUGCUCGGACGCCACCGGAGAUAUUAAGGAUAGUGUACGGAAGUGGCAGUGAGUAUAAACCUGGUGGGUUUUUCCCUAAUGGUGGAGGUGGGGACAUUGCAAAGAGGUUGGUAGCCAUCCCAAUCUGUAAUUUCGAAACAGUACCCCAAAUGUCAAAGGCUCAUGAACUUUAAGUGGACAAUGAGAGUGCAAUUGGACGUCGAGUGCUUUUGAGGCUAAAAGGUGUUCAUUGAGCCUUUGAGAAUUGUCAUUUGUCGAGCCAUUUCAGCCAGGGGUGAGCCGAAACUCAACAUAGUCUACUGGUUAUUGAAGGUUACAGGAAAACAAAACUGUGUUGCCAUUUUCAAGCUUUACAAUUUAUCAUGCAAUCCCGUCUUGAAGCUGGAGGCAUGAGGAGCACUAUUAAUUAUCAAGAUUAUUUUGUGGAAUGAGAUUGAUUUUUAUUACAAUCCUCAUAACUCAUACACAUGCAAGUGAUCGAGCGGGACCCAGUUCUAGAGGUGGAGGAAGAAUCUGGGGUAUUCGUGUAAGGCGCCAUGUACCGUACUCGGCCCGCCACAAUCGACCACGGGGAGCGAAAAUCUCCUCAUAUCAUAGCCUUGAGGAGUGUAAUAAAGAGUCCUUGGAUGAUUCCACACAGCCCCCAAGCCCCCCACCAUCCACCAACCCAAUUCCCACACCAGCGCCUAUUCGAGAACCCUCACCGGUGCGGUAACAAUCACCUACUAGAGAAAAUGCAAGAUUGGAAGACUCUAGUAUACCCCAAACUGUUGCAGACGCCCCCACGGAGCCCGUAUUAACAUAGCAACAGAAGAAACGAACACGUGGGCCUGCUCGAUGCAUUGAGUUUGAGAAGGUGAGAAAGAACAGAAAAUUACUUUUAAAGAUAAACGAUGGUGAGACUGCCCCUUGUUGUGAUCAUGCUUCUAUGUUCACAACACGAGUAUCAUGGAUUGUUAAAUAAUAUUGUGACAUGAGUUAUACGCAAUGGACUGAUGUCCCACAAGCCAUGAAAGAGGAACUAAUUGACAGUGUUCGUGCUAACUUCGUGUUAGACUGGGAACGGGAAAACCACCGAUUGAUGGUGACAAAGGUACUUCAUAAGCACUUCAACUGCUUCCAUCAUGACUUGCAUAUGAUUUAUCAAUCUUGUGGAAGCCAUGAAGAAGCUUUAGCUAAUGGCACAAGCUUUGUGGACCCACUUGUAUGGGUCAAGUUGUGUGGCAGAAAAUGUCAUCUCAAAAGCGGGAGAACCAAAAAAAGCAAUCAAUUAAUCACACAUCAGGACGUAAAUCAUUCGUCUGAAUACUUGAGCAAAAGCGCACUGAGAAUGAAAAUUUGGUGGACUUCUAUAAGGAGAUACGCUGGUCGAAGAAGAGGAAUAAGUUUGUGACAGAUGCAACUGAAGAUACUUACAAGGAGAUGCAAGGUAGAUUGGAUGGCCUAGAACCAGAGGAACGAAGUGGUGAGGCAGCAGCGAUGGUCUUUAGGGAGGUCCUCGGACAUUGACCUAGAUAUGCACGAGGACUCGAGGAGAUGGUCAUCCCCGAGUCAAGUAGACAAUGUGACCAAGUUAAAAUGCAAUACUACCAAUCUGAGAUUGAAAGAUACAAGAAAGAUGUUGAACAACAUAAGAAAGAUGCCGAAGACAAUAAGAGUCAGCUGGAUGAAGUGAGAUCAGAGGUGCGGGCUCUUAGGGAGCAUGCCAUUCAAACUGACAGGCUGCUGCAAGCUUUCUUUAAGGAUCAUCCCACAUUCAUUGAGUCAUAUCGCUAGACUCAGUGUAAUGAUUCCCCCGACCCAUAAGGGGGGUUGAGGGUUUUUUGGCAUUUUGGGUGCUUUUUUGUUAGUCAAAAAGACAGCUGGGCAAUAUAUAUAUAUAUAUAUAUAUAUAUAUAUAUAUAUAUUAAGGAGUAUAUGUCAACACUAGGGAUAUAGAGAAGUUUAGGCCCAAUGACUGGAUCGUGAGAAGUUUUUUGAGCAAAUGGUUAACACUCCAAGAAUCAUUGAUAUUUAUUCAAUGGUUCUGGUUCCUCGUUUCAAUGGCAAUUUCGAAAGACUUCAAAACCAAGAGGUAAGUACUCUCUAAAUACAAAUCUUCAAUUGGCCGAGUUGGCCACAACCCUAGUUUUAAGGAUUUAAAUAUGAAUUUGCAUGCACACCAAUUAAUUUUAAGUUUAUUUGUUGGUCUAGCCCUUUCUUUAUAGAUAAGAAAUAUAAAUUUUAAGACAAAUAAAAUAGGUAAUUUGGAUUUCUUUAUAGCCCUGUUUUAUAUGCUAAAAAAAUUUAUAAGAAAUUUAUACUAAGACAAGUAAAUAGGCAUAGCCCAAUUACUUGUCUUAGGAUUUUUCUGUAGGGAAGCAAUUCAAAAGUUUUAGAGAAAUAUAAGAUUUUAGCGAUCUUUAUAACUUUUCCCGAGAUAUCCUAGCAUGAUGUUCCAGCUGACAGUCAGAAGGAUUGGAAGCAACCAAAACAGUUUAGGGAAUAUAGGCCACAAUUCUUUAUAUAGGUGAAUUUUUCUGGUGAUUGCAAAACAUCACCAUUAAAUUUUUUACCCCAAAUCUUUGGUCAGCCUAUGACAUGUUAUAAGUGAUAAUCUGUGUUACUUACUGAUAAGUAACAGCCAUAUCCGAGUAUUAUUAUAGUCCAGUGUACUUGAACGUAACUAGAUAUAUAUCUUGUCCAAUUUAAUAUAUAUCAACUUGGCUUUAUUAACGAUUUUUAUUGUUAAUUGUUUGUUCACUAUCUGCUGCUCACAGUUUAAACUGUUAAGACAUCAGAAUAUUCUCUAAAACUCUUUUAGAAAAGUAACUCCAAAAGAAACAAGCCACUGAGCUUUCCCUACAGAGUGAUACUUUACAUAAAGAAGCCUUAGUGCAGUGUUUCUAUCUUUCAAGUAGCUGGAAAAAACAACGACUGGCAUUAAAGAUUGAAGUUCUAUUAUUUACAAAGCCAAAUUCUAUUAAUGUGUGAUUUUACUAUCUCAAGUAUAAUCUUAGAUUCUACAACAAAAUAUACCAGAAUCUUGUCGCUUUGUUAUCAAUUCUUGGAGAUGGAAUCUUAACGGAAGUGCAGCAAGUGUAAUUUGUGGAGUAGGAACCAGAAAAGAGAAGCUUUUGUUGUCUGCAAAGCUUUUGCGUACCAUGAUUGAUGACAAUCAAGAUUUGUAGAAGUAGAUUGGGUGCACGAAAGGAUUCUUUCAGCUCUUUGACCGCUGCCAUUUUCUCGCUGGGCGACACAUCAACAACUAUGACCACAAGAGACUUCUUCAAGCUUUUCCUCCAUUCCAUGAUUGUGUGUUUCAGAUUACUUGCUGUUCUUGUCGUUGGUCUUGCUGUUAAUACAGAAACUGCAUGUGGAAGAGAAUCAAAUCUUGCAUCUGUCUUUGAUAAAGAUGGCAAUGUAAAUGCCCAGAAAUUAUUGUAAUCUGCACUUGCCACUUUUUCUCAAAAUGUGAGCUUGUGGCAAGGUUACCAUUCACUGUAGACUAAGGUAAACUUUUCUCUGCUGUACAAUCUUUGAAGGUUGGGGAGUGCAGAAAUAUAGGCAAACAGCUUCACAAAUAUAGGCAACACUAGCAUAGUGUAAGUCUCAUAUUUCAAAUCAACCAUCCAAAUUUUAGGUAACUAUACAAUAUCAAAGCCCCCUAAUGACAUUUUGAGUGAGGCUUUUGUUGUGGUGUGAACUAUUGAAAGUAAGAGUUAUGAGGUUUCUGAGGUACUUCCAUCCCAAAUAGGUUAAUUGAGAGUUUCUAGUUAAUUUAUCGAUAUAUGGAUAUAUUGUACAGUCACAUUCCAACUUAUCGAUAUUUAAAUGAUUUGUACUAUUUUUUUUCUUCAAGAAAGAACUAUUUAUGUCA
This is a messenger RNA of Carya illinoinensis, 4707 nucleotides long. RefSeq names its product desiccation-related protein PCC13-62-like. Bases 38 to 1021 code for a protein of 327 amino acids. Lineage: Eukaryota; Viridiplantae; Streptophyta; Magnoliopsida; Fagales; Juglandaceae. The record is from RefSeq and is a predicted model, not a curated record. The transcript is spliced from 13 exons.